UCCCGAAUUUCAGCGAAGUCGUAAUUCUUUUCUAACGGUGCACGUAACGCGCAGCCCAUCUCUCCCUAACGUUUUAACGUUAAAUAUAAAAUUACGCCCGAACGUUUCCCGAUGCGGCAUAGCAAUUAGAAAGAAUUACGUAAAGAAACAUGAUCGUCGUUCAUAGCCGCGAUGCACGCAACCCGCUCGGACUAGUUAAAUCCUGAAAGGUUCCCCGGCCGAGGCUGAUAUUUCCGUCUAACGUUCCUGCCGAGCGGGUUCGUAUCGUCAAGGUGAACAUAAAUGACAUAUUUCAUCGCGGCAGGAGGCAGGGAUUUUGUCGGCCGUUUCGCAAUGUACACAAAUUUCUAUUUUGCGUAAGCGGCACCCGUGAAAAGUAUCAUCCGUGAAGAGCGCACCUGCCAGCCGAAGGGCAGUGUUCGCGAACAUAGUAUAGUGGAGGCGUCAAAAUGAUAGGAGAGGGCAUGGGGAUCGGAUCGUGAGCUACGCAGGAGAUGUCGACAAGAUGACAGCGGCCGUAUGACGCUCGUUACGUUUAGUCUUGGGCUACAGGUUACCCGUGUGUACCAGGGAAAAGGAUUGUGUCGCCGCUAAAGCGAACGACUUUAUGCCUCCUUACGGCGGCACGUGCGUCUCAGUAGAUUCUCUGCCACGAAACGAGAUCGUAAUCGGGCCUAUUUGGGCAAGAGCCGCAACCGCCGCGCCCGUGCAAUGUACACAGCGGCCUGAACCGCCUCUGGAGUUGUCACCGUCCCCGAGGAGUCCUCCCUUUAAACGCCGCGGAGUGAAGUAAUGAGCGUUUUCGGGGAUUUCCAGCGUGUCUGGGUACAAAGAUUCCCAGACAGCGCCUUGCCGGCGGCCUGGGAGGAGGACGUCAGGGCCAACCUAGUCAAGCAUAAACAGAAGGUAACUGCUUUGAGAGAAGAACUCGAGAAAGAAGAAUUCUAUGUGGAAUAUUUGGAGAGACUGUUAGCGGACGUUGAACGCCAUAAAAAAUUAGCGAACAGCAACACUGUAACAACUCCUGAAAAGCAACAGCUAACAGAUGCUCAAACUCAACAGACCUGUCAACCCACAGAGAACAGUUUGUUAGACGCCACAAAUGUGUCUCACGCUCAACACGUGGAAUCAUCGGCCCCAUCCCUCCCUGUACGCGAAGAUAUAAGUAAAUUUCAAGACAAAUGCGUCUCCGAGCUGAGUUCCACUCUAAACACAAGCAAAAGACCUAAAAGCGAGAUACCGAGAAGUCCUGACAAAGUGCCUGAGCUCCGAAGAAACAGUGACCCUGAUGUGCCAAGUAAUUACGUGACUGUAAUCGAAGUAACGGGUAGCUCGAAGAAAGAGAAAAAUGAAGGAUCUCUCAAGGAGGAGGAUGAGAAAGAUCUGGAAAAUGCAAUUAAUGAAGAUGGAGAGGACGGUGAUGCAGAGGCAUCAGAGGAAGAACCUUACUAUGAUUCCGUAGCUUUAGAUCAAACAGGAGAGUAUGUAUAUAUUGAUGCACGUGUUCCGCCUGUGGGAAACAAUAAUGGCAACAGAGUGCCACAGAGAAGACCGCCUUCUCUUCCCGAUUCACCAGGGAACCAGAGCAAUUAUGUCAACAUCGAUUAUUUUAUACAACACAGGGCAGCGAUGGACAGCGAGGACGAAGAAGGCGCGAGUCCAGCGCCGCCGAUUUUGCUACGUGCUCUUAGCACCGACAACGAAACCGGCAGCAGCGACGCGGAACCUUUAAGCCUGAGCGAGGGCAGCUUAGAAUCGCCGACGCCGACGACACCGCGCCGACAAGAGAAGAGUAAAGAUCGCGAGGACGAUAGAACGUCUAUGAUCAAAUGCAUCGUCAACUCGGUAGUGGAAAGCGAAGCUGUGUACGUUGAAUGUCUAAACGUGAUGUUGCAAUACAUGAAAGCUAUAAGGGCGACGUUGACCACGUCUCAACCAGUCAUCUCGGAAGAUGAAUUCGGCACAAUGUUUUACAAGAUACCUGAACUGCACGAGCUGCAUCAAACAUUUUUGAACGGUCUUAGGAAAAAAUUGGAGAAAUGGGACAGCAAGACUACCAUAGGCGAACAGUUCAAAAUAAUGGCUAGCAACAUUGGCUUGUACGGAGCUUUUUUACACAACUACGCCCGCGCUACCGACACCGUACGAAGAUGUUCCGCGCAUUCCACACAAUUCGGUGAGAUCACAAGAGACAUAAGACUCAGAGGAUUUCCCAAAGGUCCAGGUUUAUCGCUCGAAGAUCUUCUGCACAAGCCUGUUGCUCGCGUGCAAAAGAAUGCGCUGGUAUUGCAUGAUCUCCUUAAGCAUACACCAAUGAAUCAUGCAGAUCAUGCACCGCUCUCCGAGGCUCUUGCUAUGACUAGAAACUUCCUAGACGAAUUCAACAUUAUACAGACGAAAUCAAUGUUUCCGAGUCAUGACAGAGCUCAGCGAAGAUUAGUGAAGAACUCUUUUGUGGUGGAACUGUCCGACGGUCAUAGGAAACUGAGGCACCUGUUCCUCUUCAACGAUGUGAUCGCUUGUGCGAAAUACAAGGCGUCUGGUAGAGAUAAGUUCACGUUCGAGUUAAAGUGGUACGUGCCAGUGGCGGAAGCGGUGGUGACAGAGGACGGUAUCGAGCCACGGGAGACUAGUCCAGCUAACGUUGUAGCUCUGAGGUCGCAGGCAUGUACCGUACGUGAUCAGAUAUUAUGGGAAGAGCGCAACGACGAGAAACGAAUUAGGCUUGGCGGUAGAGGUUCGGAAAAAAAUAGAAAGAAGCUUGCUGAGCUCGAAGCUCAACUAGUAUUAGCGUCCCCAAAUUUAGUAUUACGCGUCGCGCAUAAAAGUCAGCAUCGAAUGCAAAAUUCGUACACGUUCUUUCUGUCCAGUGAAUUUGAACGGUCCCAAUGGGUUGAAGCGGUGGAGGCAUUGCAACAGGUAAUGCGUUCCCAUAUGUACCUAGAUAAGUCAAAGGGUGGACAGCCUCCGGGACCGUUGCCUUUGUCGAUGUACGAAUUGCAGGCUUGGGUCACAGCCUGCCGCACCUAUCUCCAGACAGAUAUGGGUAGCUAUUUGUUAAGAUCAGGCCGAGACGAGAGUUUAUUACUGGGCGAUCUUCACUUGACCCUGCUUGGCCUGACGCCGCCAGGUCUAGACCGAGUAGGAGAUCUUUAUAUAAUUGUGGAAGUCGACAGCUACGGACACUACUUUAAGAGAGCAAGAAGUCGAGUAGCAAGAGGUCAAGCUCCGACAUGGGGCGAAACCUUUGUCGUUGAACUAGAAGGCAGUCAGAACGUUAGAAUUCUACUGUACGAGGAAUGCGGGGCCCGCUCGGUGCUACGAGGCAAGUGUAUACAAAGAUUGAGCAGGUCUUGGCUGCAGUCGGACCAAGUGGAGAGGUCAUUGAACUUAGGCCCAGCUACCCUAGACGUAGCUCUGCGUUUCGUUCCGAGCGAGGUGACUUUAAGGCGAGUGCCGUCUGCCAAACCGCAGGGUUUAUUCGGAGCUAAAAUUCAACAAGUGUGCAAACGUGAAAAACGAGACGUUCCUUUUAUCAUAACGGCCUGCGUAAGGGAAGUGGAAAGGCGAGGCGUGGGAGAAGUAGGCUUAUACCGAGUGUCCGGCUCCGCGUCUGACCUGACGAAAUUGCGCAAAUCGUUUGAGAGCAAUUCGUACGAGGCGGAGCAAUUGCUUAAAGAGGUGGACGUUCAUUCGGUGACGGGCGUCCUCAAACUGUACCUUCGCGAAAUGCCGGAAGCUCUCUUCACGGACGCGCUUUACCCGGCUUUCUUGGAAGCUUUCCAAACCGGCGAGCUGUCGAAGGGCGCCGCCUUGCGAAGGGUCUACGAGAGCCUGCCCGCCGUGAACAAGGCGGUGAUCGAUUUCCUGCUGACGCAUCUGAUACGCGUGAACAAGCACGAGGCGCAGAACAAGAUGUCGCUGCACAAUCUGGCGACGGUGUUCGGGCCGACGCUCCUGCGGCCCGGCACCAACUCGCGGUCCGACGCGAAGAGCCGCGACCCGCUGGCCGCGGGCACCGUCGACGUGAUGGCUCAAGCGGGCAUACUUUACUGCUUCCUGCAGAUGCACAUGCAACAGAACAAUCAGUCACUCUAGUCGAGAGAUUCUUGUUGACAUGCCGCAGCGUCGGUUGCUCGGGGCUCGCCGGACUCGUCGCGGCUAACGCUCGAUUGUAAAAUUCAUCGAUCUUUUAUAAUAUAUUUUAUUAGUUUCUCGUGACGUGUCGUUUACGCAACGCAUUAAGUAGUAUAUAUACAGGCUUUCACGAACACCCGGACCGGAUGGAAUUCCUGUGACGUCGAGACGCAUACGAGUCACGCGACGAAGGACUUGCAGGCCGUCACAUUGGUCCUUCGAGCUCCGUAAUAUAUUUUAUACUUUUACUCCGAAGUCCUAGCCAACGAGGGAUCUGUACUUGGUUCGAUUAAGGUCAUGGUUUUAGGGAUGAACUUCGAUCAAGACUAUGCUAUACUAACAUUCUCGAUACACGUGUCAAACGAUUUGUCAUUUCGGUUUUUAUUUCAGCAGCGUGAACGUAAUUUGAAUUCUCGCAUGAACGAUCAAAGUGUGUCCUUAAGAUCUUGAGAAUGUUCGAGUUAGUCGGACCAAGUAUAGGGACUAACCGUUUCAACAUUUUCGAAGACAUUUUGAGGAAAAGAAACAGGAUGGAAAAUUCAUGUUCACAUUAGAGAGACAGACAGACAGGCAGUUCACUAUUGUAUCCACGCUUUAGAGAAUAAGUGUUUUUUCCAAUGGGGCGUGUUCCUAACAGAGAGUCUAAAUUUUUUUACGCGAUAACAACGUGACAUACCUCCUUCAGCUAUGUUCAUGAGAAUGUCCACUUUAAUCGAGUGAAUCACGUUCCUAAAUAUUCCUCCUACUGGACAAUUUCGGGAGAUCACGUUCCUUGGUAUAUGCAAAUCGAAGCUUGAUAGCGACGCGAUAUAUACUGGCUGCAUUCAGUUCAUUACGGAAGCCGCGCUCCGCGAGCUGUUCUAUUCUUUAUAGAAGUAUUUUCACAGAAGUACGCGCUCUCGAAUUUUUGUAAAGGAUAUUGACGAGCGGUGGAGUUGAGACGUUUUUAACAUUUAAGCUGUAAUUAGACUCCCGUUUCGAGAAUCGUGUCUUUAUUUUCAAAUAUUCUUUCUUUCCUGAGCAAUAUUGUUUUCAGUGUGUUAUUCUUGGAACUCUUAUUUGUUCAUAGAGAAUUUCGUUAUUCGUUUCUACGUUGACACGUUAACACUUGGCCAACCGAAUGAGGAGAUCUCCCACUUUUCAUAGCAAUUGCCUUUUAUUCUGUUUAUCUUUUCUUUUAUUUAGUAUUGACGUGGGAUUAUUUGCAAUUCAUCAAAUACGUUUUUAACUAAAUUGAAUAAGUAUAAUUGAAGAUAAUGGAGAAGGUUGUAGUUACAGUUCCUUCCAGGCGGUCGCCUAAGUGUUAACACAGGAGGAUUAACAUCAGAGAUCUCAUUUCCGGUUGUUAGGUCUAAAUACAGCUUAAUGGAGCACCAAAGAGAAGAAAAUAUUCUCUCGCAUACAUCCGAUAGAGUACCGUGAUUGACCCUUUGAAGCAUCGCAACACUUGCAUUCUAUUAUCCAAACCGCAUAUCCAUCUUAACGAUACACGAUACGAGUUGUAUUUUUCUAUUAUUGUAUACCACCGCAAUUAAUAAUCUAUCUCACGUAUUUUAUAGUAAUAGCAUUCUGAAGAUCGCUCUCUACGAAGUCGACACUCCAUGCUUCAGAGGGUUGAAGCAAAGGAAAGCACAUUUGGCAGUACAAAUUUAAUACUCCACGUAGAGGCCCUACCCCACCCCCACCCCUCCCUUUUUACAUGCUAGGACGUUAAUGAACUACUUUGUAAUCGGAACGACGAAGACGAAACGGAUGAGACUCGAGUCUGAUUCCAAUGUUCGAUAAAAUCGUGAAUAUUAUUGAUCGAGAUGCAAAACAGCAAAAAGAACAAAAAGAGAGAGAGAAAGAAACGAAAGAGUACGACGACGAAUUGUUACGUUAAGGUACUUUUCCAGAGGUGACCACUGUGCUUGAGCGAAGGCAACUAUCGUAUGAGUGGUUUCAGUGUGUGUGCGUGUAUAUGUGUAACCUGCCCAUGUGUAUUAUAUCGUAAAUAUUGGAUACCUUUAAUUUUUAUAUCGCAUUUUAGCAUAAUACGCGGCCCCUCUUUUGUACAUUCAACGAUAAAUGUAAAGACAAAGUUUCUGCUAUUACGAUUAAUUAAUUAUUAUUAUUAAUAUUAUUAUUAUUAUUAUUGAUUAUUAUUAUUACUAAUUAUUAUCGCAACAACUAUUAUUAUUUCCAUUAUACCGUUUACGAUUACUGUCGAUCGAGCAAUCUGACGACAGCAACUCGAUAAAGGCUAUUUCGCUGCAAGACGAUGUACUGCCAAAAAUCCACACACCUUUGAAACACACAAAUAUACUGGAGGUUUAUAAACUUUUACAUCGGAAAUGUUUGUUACCAACCCAGGUUACAUUUUUCUGUUCUUUUUAUUUGUAUAAAUAAAUUUUAAGCUGGAGCACGUUAUAUUGUAACCACGUGAUUGUUGUU
Messenger RNA from Nomia melanderi (Alkali bee), 6570 nucleotides. RefSeq names its product Rho GTPase activating protein at 1A (gene RhoGAP1A). Gene Ontology annotation, molecular function: GTPase activator activity; guanyl-nucleotide exchange factor activity. The record is from RefSeq and is a predicted model, not a curated record. Gene Ontology annotation, biological process: intracellular signal transduction; positive regulation of GTPase activity. Gene Ontology annotation, cellular component: membrane. NCBI's taxonomy places the organism in Eukaryota, Metazoa, Arthropoda, Insecta, Hymenoptera, Halictidae.